GAAGGCUGCCACGUCUCCUGGGCCCUCCAGCCCGGCAGGGGCAAAGCGGGGGGCCCAGACGGAGCGGAGCGGGUACAGGCGCAGAGGCCUUAGGGGCGGUUUGCUGGGGAAGGUGGCGAAAAUGGGGGCUGAGGGUUUUCCCCAGGUUGGCCCGACGCCAUCUGGGCCUUCAGUGAGUCCUGUGUUGCCUCUUUAGAGCAGGAUAGAGAGAACAGGGAAAUCAUAAAAUGACACCAGUAAGGUUCUCUUUCAACAGCUUUUUGGAAUAAAAAAGGAGAACCUAAUGUCCACUGAAAAGCAUUUCCAUUUUUUCUGGGAAUAUGUCAUUUAGGCCAGUUAUGCCGGUGAUGUAGCAAGUCUCACUUAUGUUGCAAAAGAUGCUGAGCCCCUAAAAACCCUUUUGUGCUUCUUACUUGCUUACGUUUGGUUUCCUAAUUCGGUUACACCUUUAUAUUGUUCCUGCCUCUUAUCAAAAUGUGAAUGAUUCUGGAACCAGUUUAGUUCACCUUGUUAUUUGACAAAGGGAGGCCGGGAAAUAAGAAUAGUAAAUAAGCCCACGUCCAUGUAAGAGUUUGCUAAGGGAUUCCUGCCUGGUUAUUCUGUCUUUUCACUAUAACCGUAUAGGGAGGCAGAGCAAGGGUUUCUGUUUCACAGCAGGAGUUUGAGGCUCAGAGAGGGUUAAGUGCCUUGGUCAGCCAAAACUAGAACCCCAUCUCUGGCGCCUCUUUUAUUGGUUUAUUUCAUCCUCCUGGGAUAUCACUCCCCUUCUCCUGGGACUGCUUCCCUGUGGGCCUGGGACGGCUGUGCUGUGUGUCCAGUGACUCAUAGCAAGUCCCUUGGGGCUGCUCAGGGCAGGUUUGCAGACCACACCAUGACUCUGAGUGACCCACGUGAAAUGAGAGUGCCUGGAAGGAAACAGUAGCAUUUACAGGACCUGAGAUGCUGUGCUGCCGCUCUCCAUAAGCUAGUCACGGAGUGUGUCUACUGCAGCCCUUUCUGAACCCCUGGCUGUCUGGAGGCUCUGCUGUGCUCCUUGCCAAGAUGAAGUGUGUUUUGGUGGCCACAGAAGGUGCAGAGGUCCUCUUCUACUGGACGGAUGAGGAAUUUGAAGAGAGUCUGCGGCUGAAGUUUGGGCAGCCGGAGAAUGAGGGAGAAGAGCUUCCCGCCGUGGAGGACCAGCUCAGCACCCUGCUAGCCCCAGUGAUCAUCUCCUCCAUGACCAUGCUGGAGAAGCUCUCAGAUACAUACACCUGCUUCUCAACAGAAAAUGGCAACUACCUGUAUGUCCUUCACCUGUUUGGAGAAUGCCUGUUCAUUGCCAUCAACGGAGACCACACGGAAGGUGAGGGCGACCUGCGGCAGAAGCUGUGUGUGCUCAAGUACCUGUUCGAAGUGCACUUUGGUCUGGUCACGGUGGAUGGCCAACUCAUCCGGAAGGAGCUGCGGCCCCCAGACCUGGAGCGGCGCAUGCAAGUGUGGGAGCAUUUCCAGAGCCUGCUGCGGACCUAUGGCCGCCUGCGUGAGCAGGAACAGUGCUUCGCCGUGGAGGCUGUGGAGCGGCUGAUUCACCCUCAGCUCUGUGAGCUGUGCAUAGAGGCCCUGGAGCGGCACGUCAUCCACGCUGUCAACUCCAGCCCCGAGAGGGCCGGCGAGGAGGCCCUGCAUGCCUUCCUGCUCGUGCACUCCAAGCUGCUGGCUUUCUACUCCAGCCACAGUGCCAGCUCCCUGCGGCCAGCCGACCUCCUCGCCCUCGUUCUCCUGGUUCAGGACCUCUACCCCAGUGAGAGCACAGUGGAGGAUGACGACCCUCAGCCUUGUCCACGGAGGCCCCGGAGCAGCCAGAACAUCCCCAUGCAGCAGGCCUGCAGCCCUGGUUCUGCAGCCCCCACCAGGAGGAGUUCUGCAGCAACCGACACAGACAGCUUCUCCCUCCCUGAGGAGUACUUCACACCAGCUCCUUCCCCUGGAGAACAGAGCUCAGGCAGCACUGUCUGGCUGGAUGGGGGCACCCCACCCACUGAUGCUCCCCAGAUCCAGAUCGCUGAAGACACCCUCCAGACCCUGGUCCCUCACUCCCCGGUCCCUUCCAGCCCCAGAAGGAUUUUCCUGGAUGCCAGCGUGAAAGAGAGCUAUUGCCCUAUGGUGCCCCACACCAUGUACUGCCUGCCCCUGUGGCCCGGCAUCAACAUGGUGCUCCUGACCAAGUGCCCCAACACCCCCCUGGCCCUGGUCCUGUACCAGCUGCUGGAUGGGUUUUCCCUCCUGGAGAAGAAGCUGAAGGAGGGGCAGGAGGCCGGGAGCACCCUGCGGUCCCACCCCCUCAUGGGGGACCUGCGCCAGAGGAUGGACAAGUUUGUCAAGAAUCGUGGGGGGCAAGAGAUUCAGAGCACCUGGCUGGAGUUCAAGAGCAAGGCCUUCUCCAGGAGCGAACCUGGAUCGUCCUGGGAGCUGCUUCAGGCGUGUGGGAAGGUGAAGCGGCAGCUUUGCGCCGUCUACCGUCUCAGCUUCCUGUCCGCGGCCCCGGGCCGGGGAGGCCCGCAUCUGCCCCAGCAGCUGCAGGACCAGGUGCAGACACUCAUGCAAGAAAAGCUGACGGACUGGAAGGACUUUUUGUUGGUGAAGAGCAGGAGGAACAUCACCAUGGUGUCCUACCUAGAAGACUUCCCAGGCUUGGUGCAUUUCAUCUAUGUGGACCGCACGACUGGCCAGAUGGUGGCCCCUUCCCUCAGCAGUAGUAAAAGGACUUCAUCAGAACUGGGCAGGGGACCGCUGGCCGCCUUCAUCAGAACCAAGGUCUGGUCUCUGAUCCGGCUGGCCCGCAGAUACCUGCAGAAGGGCUACACCACGCUGCUCUUCCGAGAGGGGGACUUCUGCUGCUCCUACUUCCUGUGGUUUGAGAACGAGAUGGGGUACAAACUCCAGAUAAUAGAAGUGCCCGUCCUCUCGGAUGACUCGGCCUCCAUCGGCGUGCUGGGAGGAGACUACUACAGGAAGCUCCUGCGCUACUAUAGCAAGGGCCAUCCCGCUGAGGCUGUCAAGUGCCACGAGCUGCUGGCCCUCCACCUGUCGGUCAUCCCCACAGACGUGCUGGUGCAGCAGGCCGGCGAGCUGGCCCGGCGCCUGUGGGAAACCUCCCGUGUCCCCUUGCUCUAGGCCAGGGCACAGUGCUCCGGUGCGGUCUGUGUGUAUCCUGGUCCCCUCGUAUAGCACUCGCCUACGGAUAGCACAUUCCCCGGGGUCUCUUAAACCCCUUAGACUAGUCUCCCCUCCAAGUAACAAACCCCCAAAUCCUUGUCUCUGGAGGAGGAGGGAGGCCAGAGAGGGUCCCUUGGUCUCCUUAAAACAGUAGUGGCUGCGAGGUUAGAACUGGGUCGGCUGCUUUCAGAGCUGCCUCUCCAUCUAUGCCCAGGAGACAGGAAGUCCCCAGUGCCUGCAGGUGUCUGAAGAUGCCUCCUCAUGCUGUUGGAGUGGAGAAAGAGCUCCCUCAGGAAGCCAUUUCCUUCUCCAGAUGAAAGGUGCCGCCCUAGCCGGGCUGCGAUUCCCGCUGUGCCUCUUCCUCCCUACGACCCUGGGCAGGUUUCCUCCACUGAUAGCCCCUACCUCUCAGGGUGGCCGUGAGGGCUGCAGGACACGUGGCAGGUGCUCAAUAAAUGCUGGUGGUGGUGGUUCAAGCCAAA
Prionailurus viverrinus (fishing cat) is the source of this 3677-nucleotide messenger RNA. RefSeq names its product HPS1 biogenesis of lysosomal organelles complex 3 subunit 1 (gene HPS1). Gene Ontology annotation, cellular component: BLOC-3 complex. The record is from RefSeq and is a predicted model, not a curated record. Gene Ontology annotation, molecular function: guanyl-nucleotide exchange factor activity. Gene Ontology annotation, biological process: melanosome assembly; vesicle-mediated transport. Bases 1042 to 3153 code for a protein of 703 amino acids. Lineage: Eukaryota; Metazoa; Chordata; Mammalia; Carnivora; Felidae. The transcript has 20 exons.